CGAGUCUAAAUCCCAAAUUUGCAGUGAUUGCCUUGGACUGAAGUGAUUCCCUCCACAUUGACAUCUUUCCACUCUCUCCGGGUAACUUCGGGACCCGACGUCACUCGCGCGGCAACACCCGAAGCUGUUGGCAGCCGAAACGGCGAAAUCUUUCACACCGCCGUACACACUCACCUGCCCACCAGCACACCAUGACGCUCCUCCGGCCCACACCGACAGUCCUCCGGGCCGUUCGAAGUGCCGCGAUUCGUUCUACCACCACCACGACCACCACGACCUCCCAUCGCACCAUCUCCUCCAAAGCCCGCGCCCUCAAUUCCCCCUUCAACCGUCUGCGCAAUGGAAUCUACGGCACGGUACUGCUGGGACUCCUCGGUUUCGGCUACGUGGAAGCAACCGAUACCCGCUCCUCCAUCCACACAUACAUGGUCCCGCCUCUGCUGCGGUACAUCUUUAGCGGCGACGAUGUCUCGCGUCCCGGGCCCGAAGCCGCGCACGUCUUCGGACUCCGAGCGCUAAACCUCGCCUACAACCUCGGAGCGCCUCUGCACGAGCGCGGUACACCCGACUACCUCUCGACCCUUCGCAGCACGCUCUGGGGCUUCGACGUAAACACACCCCUUGGGAUUUCUGCCGGCCUCGACAAGCACGCGGAAUGCAUUGACGCCCUCUUCACGCUCUCGCCCGCGAUCGGCUUCAUCGAGGUGGGCUGUGUGACGCCGCGAGCCCAGGACGGCAACCCGCGCCCGCGGCUCUUCCGCCUCCCGACCUCAUGCAGCUUCAUCAACCGCUACGGCUUCAACAGUGUGGGCGCGGACACUGUGGCGCGGCGUCUCCGCGACCGAGUGCGGCGCUACGCAGUAGCCAACGGCACCACUGAAUCCGCGGUGCUAGCCGACGCCUCGCUGCCCGCCUCGCUCCACCCGGGCCGCGUCCUCGCCGUACAGAUCGGCAAGAACAAGACCACGCCAGAAACCGACCUCGCGGCCGUCAAGCGCGACUACGUCGAGUGCGUGCAGAAGCUCGGCCCGUACGCCGACGUGAUCGUCGUCAACGUGUCGUCGCCCAACACGCCGGGGCUGCGCACGCUGCAGGCAGCCAAGCCACUCACCGAGCUCCUAUCUGCCGUCGUCACCGCCGCGUCGCAAGUCACCGCGCGCGCCCGCAAGCCCAAGGUCGUCGUCAAGGUCUCGCCCGACUCCGACUCGCCCGACCAGAUCAGCGACAUCUGCGCGGCGAUCCGCAACGCGGGCGUCGCCGGCGUCAUCGUCGCCAACACCACCACCGCGCGCCCCGCAAGCCUCACCGGCUCCCCGCAGACCUCGGAGGAGGAGAAGCGCAUCUCGGUGCUCGAGGCCGGCGGCCUCAGCGGCCCCGCGCUCCUGCCAAAGACCCUGAGCCUCGUAGGCGAGUAUCGUCGCCGCCUGGGUAGGGAUGUCGAGAUUGUUGCCAGCGGUGGCGUCACAAACGGCAAGGACGCUAUGAGGUGCGUGCAGAUGGGCGCGAACGCCGUUAUGGGAUACACCGGCAUGGUCUAUGGCGGUGUUGGAUGGUUCGGAAGGGUCGCGAGGGAGCUGGCCGCGGAGGCGGAGGGCUCGAGGACUGCGAAAAGGUAGAUGGCUACGCACCCUAGGUACUUAGGUAGCGGAGCGGGCAAGAAUUCAAAAUAGAUGGUGCUGGGGGGUGGGGCCGGGU
Molecule: messenger RNA, 1695 nt
Organism: Tricharina praecox
Lineage: Eukaryota; Fungi; Ascomycota; Pezizomycetes; Pezizales; Pyronemataceae
Exons: 3
Coding region: 192-1616 (474 amino acids)
Biological process (GO): 'de novo' pyrimidine nucleobase biosynthetic process; pyrimidine ribonucleotide biosynthetic process
Cellular component (GO): cytoplasm; mitochondrial inner membrane
Molecular function (GO): dihydroorotate dehydrogenase activity
Source: RefSeq, a predicted model, not a curated record